CCCCCAGGAGGGGGAUCUCUGCUUGGCCCCUAUGCUUCCCUCUGUCCUGAGGCACCAGUCAGGCCCCCCUGUUCCUGGGAGGGUUGUGGUGCAGUGCCUGAGCACAAAAGAUCUCAUGGGGACCCGUGGUUUUCUGGUGACUCAGCCUCUGUUGUGGCUCCAGGGCUCACCUCUGUGGGGCCACUGACUGUGUUUCCCUCCCUGUCCCCAGAGCCUAAGGUUGUAUUUGCCAAGGAGCAGCCAGCACGCAGUGAGGUGCAGGCUGUGGAGGGGGCCAGCACCACACUGAGCUGCGAGAUGGCCCAGGCCCAGACUCAGGUGACGUGGUACAAGGACGGCAAGAAGCUGAGUGGGAGCUCGAAAGUGCGCAUGGAGGCCAAGGGCUGCACACAGCAGCUGGUGCUGCAGCAGGCGGGCAAGGCGGACAGUGGGGAGUACAGCUGCGAGGCCGGGGGCCAGAAGGUCACCUUCCAUGUGGAUGUCACAGAGCCCAAGGUGGUGUUUGCCAAGGAGCAGCAGGCACGCAGUGAGGUGCAGGCCGUGGCAGGGGCCAGUGCCACGCUGAGCUGCGAGGUGGCCCAGGCCCAGACACAGGUGACGUGGUACAAGGAUGGCAAGAAGCUGAGUGGGAGCUCGAAAGUGCGUGUGGAGGCCACGGGCUGCACCCGGCGCCUGGUGCUGCAGCAGGCGGGCAAGGCGGAUGGCGGGGAGUACAGCUGCGAGGCCGGGGGCCAGAAGGUCACCUUCAGCCUGGAUGUCACAGGUCAGUUCUUUGGUGACACUAACUGA
Molecule: messenger RNA, 789 nt
Organism: Miniopterus natalensis
Lineage: Eukaryota; Metazoa; Chordata; Mammalia; Chiroptera; Miniopteridae
Source: RefSeq, a predicted model, not a curated record